Messenger RNA from Musa acuminata AAA Group (dessert banana), 1922 nucleotides. Its product is annotated as S-adenosylmethionine decarboxylase proenzyme. Gene Ontology annotation, biological process: spermidine biosynthetic process; spermine biosynthetic process. The record is from RefSeq and is a predicted model, not a curated record. Gene Ontology annotation, molecular function: adenosylmethionine decarboxylase activity. Bases 554 to 1684 code for a protein of 376 amino acids. Gene Ontology annotation, cellular component: cytosol. The transcript is spliced from 3 exons. NCBI's taxonomy places the organism in Eukaryota, Viridiplantae, Streptophyta, Magnoliopsida, Zingiberales, Musaceae.
CGUCCGUCUUCCACCGCUCUCCUAUUUAAAGCCCGUGCGCUUCUUCCUCCACGCAUCUGCUCGGCGCCGCUUCCUUUGGGUUCCCCUGUUCUCUACAUCUCCACAUACCUUCCCUGGUUUCCUGCAACAAGAAUACUAGUCUUGCCUUUUAACGGAGAAUACAGAACAGAUCGCUCGCCGCUGCCGCAGCCUCUUCUUGCCUUCAAAUCAAGGUGUGGAUGAAUUAAUGGAGUCUAAAGGCGGGAAGAAGAAGUCUAGCAGUAGUAGUAGUUCAUUACACUACGAAGCUCCCCUCGGCUACAGCAUCGAAGACGUUCGACCGCACGGUGGAAUCAAGAAGUUUCAGUCCGCUGCGUACUCCAACUGCGUGAGGAAGCCAUCCUGAUAGCCCUUCAUGCCCUCUUCCGUAGAGUAGGAUUUCCGUGCAUUCUGUGUUGUUUCUCUUGCGUUUACCAGUCUUUGGCUAGCUGCUUUCUGAUAACCGAAGCUCUCUCGUUCUCUCUUCUUGUCUCCCACUGCAAUCAACCCUCACCGUUGUUCUUGCACUCACUCAAUGGCAUUCUUGAUGGAUGAUUCGGCGGCCCCUCCCCUGGUUUCGCCAAUUGGGUUCGAGGGGUACGAGAAACGACUAGAGAUUACCUUCUCUGAUGCUUCUGUCUUUUUGGAUCCCCGUGGCCGGGGACUGCGUGCCCUCUCUCGGGCGCAGUUAGAUUCCAUUCUGGAUCUGGCACUGUGCACCAUCGUAUCUCAGCUCUCGAACAAGGAUUUCGAUUCCUAUGUCCUCUCUGAGUCGAGUCUUUUUGUGUACCCCUACAAGAUCAUUCUAAAGACGUGUGGGACAACAAAGCUCCUUCUUUCUAUUCCUAGGAUCCUUGAGCUUGCAGCAGAGCUAUCUCUUUCUGUUCACUCUGCAAAGUACUCGCGCGGGACGUUCAUUUUCCCGGGCGCUCAGCCAUCUCCACACCGCAGCUUCUCGGAGGAAGUCUCUGUCCUGAAUGGCUUCUUUGGCAGCCUCCAGUCAGGGGGUAAUGCUUUUGUGAUUGGUGAUGCAGCGAUGCCGAGCCGGAAAUGGCACGUAUACCAUGCUACGGAGAAGCCCGAGGCGCCUAUGAUUACUCUGGAGAUGUGCAUGACCGGACUGGACCCUGAGCGAGCAUCAAUCUUCUUCAAGAACUCGGUCGACGGCCACGUUUCUUCUGCCAAGGAGAUGACAAAGCUCUCCGGAAUCUCUGAUAUUAUCCCGGAGAUGGAGAUAUGCGACUUUGAUUUCGAGCCCUGUGGGUACUCGAUGAACGGGAUGCACGGCCCAGCAUUCUCUACUGUCCAUGUGACACCGGAGGACGGCUUCAGCUACGCCAGCUACGAAGCCAUGGGGUUCAACCCCGACUCCUUGUCGUAUCAUGACCUGAUCGAAAGGGUCCUCAGUUGCUUCGGCCCAUCUGAGUUCUCUGUCGCAACCACUGUUCUAGGAGGAGGCUCCUUUUGGGCGAACAAGGUCGAUAUCUAUGGCUACAGCUGUGAUAACAUGGUGGAGCAGGAGCUGCCAGGUGGUGGGCUGUUGGUGUACCAGACCUUUGCUGCGUCCUCUGCGACUCCAAUGUCACCUAGGUCCAUCCUGAAUGACUGGCAAGGAAAAGACGACAAUGGGUUCUCAUCGGAGGGUGAGGUGGUGAUGGACGACUGAGGAGAAGAUGAGAACGUGGGGAUGAUUACGAGAAAUCUCGCCGAUCUUUGGUCAGUUGACAAUGGCUUUUAAAGCAAAGCAGCCUGCCAGGCUAUUAGUAAUAUUUGCUUGUGUUAUAUGCUUUUGUUUUAGCUCAGAAUAAAUGUUCUACGUGGCUUGCUGUGUCUGCCACAAUGAGCAGUGCUAUGCUAUCUUGGGUGUUGGAAAUUCUGAUAAAAAGCUUUCGAACUUGGAAUUC